AUGGAUUGGAUAUUGAGUUUUCAUUUGUUGUUCGUGGAAUAUCAAAAAAGAAUACAAACGGUUAUAACCGGUGAGCUGGGUGAUUAUGGAGUUCAACUCGAGGUUGGAAUGAUGUUCACUAACCGUGAUGCUUUCAAGCACCAUAUAGCAAUGUUCGCUAUAGCCAAUAAGUUUUCAUACCGAAGCGCAAAGUCUGAUCCAACGAUGAUGGUCUUGAAAUGUGUCAGCUCAUCUUGCCCGUGGCGUCUCUAUGCUAUCAGGCUAAAGGAAUCGGAGAUCUUUGAGGUUAGGAAACUCGUCAAAGUUCAUACAUGCUCAAUUGAAGAGCGCGGUGGAUAUCAAAGCCAAGCAACAGCGGCGGUGAUUGGAGAACUUAUGAAAACAAAAUUUGCUGGAAAUGGUAUCGGCCCAAAGCCUAGCGAGAUUAAAAGGAUGAUGCGCGGCGACCAUGAUGUCUCUAUUUCAUACUGGAAAGCGUGGAAGUCAAGGGAUAUGGCAUUGGCUAAUGGCCACGGAACGUGUAAUGAUUCUUACAAAAAGCUUCCGGCUUAUCUCAAUAACCUUGUCUUAGCAAAUCCUGGAUCAUUAGCAAACUUGCACACAGAGCCAGCGGGAGAAGGAGGUAAUCGAUUCAAGUAUAUGUUCCUCGCAUUAGGAGCAUCCAUUGAAGGAUACAAAGCAAUGAGGAAGGUCAUAACCGUUGAUGGGACUCAUCUAAAAGGAAGAUAUGCUGGAUGUCUGCUGACCGCAUCCGCCCAAGAUGGGAACUACCAAAUCUACCCGUUGGCCAUCGCCAUUGUUGAUAGCGAGAAUGACAAGUCGUGGGAGUGGUUUUUCCAAAACCUAUCAGCUUUUGUGCCUAACGAGAGUGGACUGGUGGUCGUAUCCGACAGACAUCCGUCAAUAUACAAAGCUAUUAGCAAGGUUUAUCCCAGUGCCGGACACUGCAUCUGUGUGGUCCAUCUUAAGAGAAACAUAAGGUCAAAUUUCAAAGACAGGCAUUUGGGAUAUCUAGUUGCUAAGGCAGCAAGGACCUAUAGGUUGAACGAUUUCUACGCUACAUUCAACGAGAUUAAAUCCAUGGAUCCUUCUUGUGCAGAAUACCUAAUUGCGAUAGGGUUUGAACAUUGGGCGCGGUCCCAUUUUCCUGGUAACCGCUUCAAUGUUAUGACCAGCAACCUGGCUGAGUCCUGGAAUUCUGUUUUGUGCAAGGCUAGAGAGUUUCCCAUUGUUCAACUCAUUGACUUCAUCCGUGAGAAACUAAUGACAUGGUUUGCGAAGAGGCGGGAGGUGGCAUCAAGGUUUGAAGGAGUUGUCACCCCGUGA
This is a messenger RNA of Raphanus sativus (radish), 1326 nucleotides long. RefSeq lists its product as uncharacterized. The record is from RefSeq and is a predicted model, not a curated record. NCBI's taxonomy places the organism in Eukaryota, Viridiplantae, Streptophyta, Magnoliopsida, Brassicales, Brassicaceae. The coding region runs from base 1 to 1326 and encodes 441 amino acids. The transcript has 3 exons.